AACUCAGCAGCACACAGCUGAGUGUGAGACAGGAGGUCAUGGAGUCCGGUGGGGACGGUCAGACGGCCCCUCCGAACGCGAGCGGACUGGAGCCGGCGGCGGUCGGAAACCCCGCGCGGGUCAUCGCCGACUUUCCCAAAGUUACCACGAGGGGCAGCGCUCGCUUUGGCACUCUCAGCCUCAAUUCCUUCUUCUCUCGACACAACCCCCACCCACACAGAGUCACACACAUGUCGGGUCUGAACGGCAGCCCCGUGUGUAUGGUGAACGAUGACUGGUACGCUAACACUCCCCUGUGCCCGCAUCCGUUAAUCCGGAGCCAAAUGCCUGCCGCCGGUCCUGGCAGGACAUCCCUGUCCGUCCCCUCCCAGAUUUCCCUCGGCAGUGCCGGCGGAGUCCAGUCGGGAGCAGGCCUGUUAUCGGAAGCCUGGCGAGAGGAACUGAAGGAUCUUGCAGCUAAGGUCAGUCAGCCAGCCUCGGGUCCAAGCAGAAGAGAGGACAGAAAGUGUUCCAGAGAAGAGGAAGCUCCUCGCAGGAAGACCCAGUACUCGGCUCAGACAGGGCGUCUCAUCCCUGCGUCCUCCUGGGGAGCCAAGCGCCGCGACACCCAGGCUUCUCACAGACGCCCAGGAACACGCAGGCCCCAGCCUGCCAUCCUGGGUGGCCAGGAGCUCCGGGUGUUGGAGCUCCUGUGUCAGAUUCUGCAGACGGAUUCGUUGUCUUUGGUGCAGAAGUGGCUUCUGCUAGCUGGUGACAGAGAGAAGGAACUGGUUCAGGGUCUGCUACAACAAGCUCUGGCAGAUCUACUUCCCUCCACCCACCAGGAAGAGCAACUCCCCUACACUAUGCAGACUGAACUGUCACUUCCUGAGCCACCGUUAGGACUGUCCCUCCGGAAACGAAGGCUGAGAAGUUCAUGUUCUGCUCAGGAGGUGGUGAAUGAGAAGCCAGAGAGGAUUGGUGAGGCCGAGGUGCUCCAGGUUCACACAGCUGACAGUCAGAACAUCAGCAGCCAUGACUCAGCAAAUCAGCAUGAGCAGAGUCACUAACACACACACAAUGACUCAACAAAUCAGCACAAGCACAGUCGCUAACACACACACACAGACAAUGACUCAGUAUGUCAGCAUGAGCACAGUCGCUAACACACAUGCACACACACACACACACACACACACGCAUUGGCUCAGCAUGUCAGCAUGAGCUCAGUUGCUAGCACAAAACACACGCACACACACAACAACAAACAAAUACAUGCAUGCAUACACACACACACACACAACACACACACACACAAUGCCUCAGCACAUCAGCAUGAGCACAGUCGCUAACACACACACAUACACAUACACAAACAAUGCCUCAGCACAUCAGCAUGAGCAGUCGCUAACACACAUGCACACACACAACAAACACACACAUGCAUGCAUAUACACACACACACACAUGCACGCAUGGAUCCAUACAAACACACACACACGCACAAUGCCUCAGCACAUCAGCAUGAGCAGUUGCUAACACACACACACACGCACAACAAACAAACACAUGCAUCCAUACACCACACACACACACACACGACUCUGCACGUCACCAUGAGCAUAAUCGCUAACACACUCAUGCGCGCACACAACCACAAACACACACAUGCACGUAUACACACACACACACACACACACACACACACACACACACAAAGAACACACACAAGAAUUUUUAAUUACUUGUGCUUUUUUACACAAGUUGUUUUUCAACAGUACUGUUUACACCUUGUUUAUACUCCUUGUUUACACCUUGUUUUGUUUUGAGUAUAGUGAAGAUAUUUCAGCUCAUUCUUGCUCUGGCUCAACACACUGAAGUCUGAUAUUAAGAGUCUGGUAUAAGGAGUCUGAUGACACACACACAGGUAUCUGAGGAUGGCCGCACCACACCCACAAAAGCUUCGGAUGUUUUCAGUAAUUAAACAGUGAGGUUGUUUAUUCUGGUCUUAUUUAGCUUUUAUUUCAGCACAGCUGUGUACUUACACUAUUAAAGCAGACUAAAAUACACCAUGUGUGAAAAUGACACGUUCCUGCAGUUUGGAGACGGCAAAACAUUAAUCAUGAUUUUCUAUCUUUGACUUUCAUGAACUUAAAUGAGCAGCUUCAGUAAAUUACUGGUUUUCCGUAUUCGAUUUGAAUGUUUAUUUUCUAAAGCCAUUACAGUGCCUGCAUAAGUACGAACGUUUUCAUAUUUUGUUGUUUUACAUCCUGGAAUUGAAAUGAACUUAAUUAUAUGUCAUGAAUCUACAAGAACUACUGAAGUAUGAGGAAAGUCAAUAUCAUUUGCAUAAUUAUUCCCACAUGUAAAGAGAUCACAUCUUCAUCAACAUUUAAUCUGGUGCCACUAAUUGCCAUCAAAAAUCCUUAAAUUAUCUGAACUGUGUCAACAUGUCUGUAAUUAAAGUGUCAUGUGAGGUCAAAAUAAA
This is a messenger RNA of Electrophorus electricus (electric eel), 2467 nucleotides long. Lineage: Eukaryota; Metazoa; Chordata; Actinopteri; Gymnotiformes; Gymnotidae. The record is from RefSeq and is a predicted model, not a curated record.